AUGGAAGAACAGAAAAAAAAGAAAGAAGAAAUGGAGAGACAGGUCAGAGCUCCGAUUGGCGAAUUAGUGACAGUCAUGGGUAAGGGAAAAGUGGGAAGACCUCGACGAGAUCCCCUGACUGGUCUUCUUUUGGACAAUCACCUCAAGACUUCAGAUGUUUCCAAGGAGAAAAUUGGGAAACUGAUGGAGGAAAAUCCAACAGAAAAGGCAAAAUAUGGCUACGACUUAAUCCAUGCGGCUGAGGAACGCUAUCGGAUGAAGGAACUGGAGAAACUAAAAGCCAAACAGCAAGAGAUACAGCAUCAAGAGACAUACAAUGAAAUAUGGGGUCGACCUGGUGGAGGAGCGCCACGUGACGCAAAAUUAGGAAACAGAAUGGCAAAACUUAAUAAUAUGCUUUACAAAACAUAUUUUUGGAUUGGUAAAAAUCAAAUUAUAUAUAUUAUAAUCGUACUCUGA
Messenger RNA from Acanthosepion pharaonis, 459 nucleotides. Lineage: Eukaryota; Metazoa; Mollusca; Cephalopoda; Sepiida; Sepiidae. The record is from the annotation of a GenBank genome assembly.